GCAGUCGCACGAGGGCGCCCGCACCGGCAGCACGUCGCGCGCCGCCACGCUCGCUCCGAACGAUGCCGACGGCCGCCGCGGCCCCGACCACGCGCGCUCGCUUUCUACGCUCCAACGGUACACAAGCGAGCAUCUGAGCCGCUAGCUGACAUGUUUACGCCGCCACUGUUUACUAUAACAUCAAUAAAGUUUUUCUCAGCUGUCGACAUUAACGCGAUCGUGUGAAUGCGCACCGGCUGAAGGAUUGCGAAACUGUACAAGUGAAGUUUAAAAAUACAUUGGCACUAGUGCGAAGUGACGUACAUCGAGAUGUGUGCGUGCAGCAAGUUUUGCGACUUCUGGAAGAACUCAUGCGGAGCAGGCAUGUCCCUAGACGAAGGCAGACAAUCACAGAGGCCAUACAGAUAUGGCAUGGUGUUGCUGUGCGCCGGCGCGCUGAUCAAUUGGCUCGGCCUGGCGGAGGACUACGCGGAGCCCGUGCGCUACGUGGGCGUGGCCUGCAUCGUCGCAGGAGCCCUGCUCAUAUGUGCCGCCAUGUGUUGCUGGCUGCAGUCGCCCGCGAGGCAGCCACAGACCGACCGCGCGUCACCUGACACACAUCAGAUUGAUGAUCCCAUCCACGUAAUUUCCAUGCCAGAUGAAGAAACAAUGCAGCAGAAGCCUCCAGACUACGACACGGUGGCGGGAGCCCCGCCGACAUACGACGACGCUAUCAAGCUGAACCCCGCGCGCCUCCUGCCCGCGACGAGCAGCGCUCGACACGAGCUGCCGCCGACGCCACAUCUGACGGAUGUGGCCAUCAUCCCCGGCCAGCCAGACGACUCGGUGCCGCCCACCAGCCCGAUGACCGCCAUCGCGCCCAUCCACAGGGCGCAGGUGCCCAAGACGCCGCCGCCACCAUACAACCCCACGCACGCCAUCAGAUGAAGGCCCGGCUGGACAACUUUGUUACUUUAAAUCGACUGCUGUUUCAUGUGAUGAGACUCGUAUAUAGCAAUUAGUCCACGUUGUUGACAUCGCAACAAUGUCACGGUAUUAUAUUUAUAUUGUACGUACAUAUCCUAACAUGAAACUAUUGUUUUAAUUUAAUGUAGGUGGUCGAGAGCGUUGCGUACUUAUGUGAUAAUAGGGAAGUUAUUAUUAGUUACUUAUUUCCUGCUCUGUACAUAAUUAUAAAUUUUUGUAAAAUAGUGUUUUGUUAAAUAUGUACCUAUAGUUAGGCAGAUAAGUUAAGAAUUCUUCCAAUAAUUAUUUUAUAAAUUGUGUUCCAAACAGAGCACCACUGUGGUUCCAAAUAAUGAUAAAGUAGGAUAAGUCAACGGCCGGCAGCCGUGGAUCGGGUCGGCCGGUAGACAACAAACACCCGUACAUAUCUGUUUAUAUCAAUUAUAUGUGUUUAAUGCAGUAGUAGUGUCCUACGUGACUGUGCCAUUAAUUCCAAGUCCUCUGAAUUUGUCACUGGUGUGCACAUCAGUGUUUAUGCCAGCAGUUUUCUUAUUUAAUAGUUUGCUCACGAGCCUGUAGGAGUAAGACACACUGCUAUCACCUUGUAAACCGCAAAGGGAAUGUACAUCAUCAGAUGUGAACCUUACAUUGAACAUGCCUGAACAAUGUUGUGUAAAAUUAAUUAGAAGAUUUGAUAAUUGAAACUCAUCGUUAGCUUGUCGUUGUGAUAAUGACCGUUAGUAUCAUCGUUUUGUGGACUGUCGAGUUUAUUAUCUUAGUAAAGGUAUUAUACUUAGUUUCCCGUUCCGAUUUGUCUAUUCUAGUCUUCAAAUUAAAGCAUAUUUACUUAAAUAUUCUGUUAGAUAAUCCAGUCAUGCAUAAUAAUUUGUAAUUUGUACAUAUUCUGAUUGCACAACUUAUAUUUCGAACAAAGUGACGCUCAUUUUAAGUGCUCUACAGAUUGAAAUAGUCAAAUCUACACACUGGGUAUAUUAUGCUAGUCAAUACGCCCAAUUUGCAUGAAUAACUUGUCAAAAUUAUAGUAAACGUACAACUAACGAUUUGGCAUGUUAAUUGCAGUUGAUUUGAAGUUAAUAAUGCAUUCAAAAUACAAAAUGGAAACCAAUAUUAUCGGAUGUACUAACGAGUUGAUAGUCGAUUAGGGACGUAGAUUUAAUUAAAUCGAGAAUCUUCUUCACUAUGGAUCUCGUGGCCUAACAACUUUAGGAAUACUUACUAAGAAUUGCAAAUUAAGAAUUAAAUCAUUAAUUAAAAUCAUCAUUGACGUUCAUAACUAGCCGUGUGCUUUCGAAUGAUAAAAAAUGGGACCAAUACUGUUUAUAAAUAAAACUUAAAUCGUGUGCUUAAUAAUACUAAUUGAUUCAAACAGCGCGUGCCUGCAAGUCUUUAUGAGGAUUUUACAAUGCUGAAGUUGUGCAUUUAUUAUUUGUACAUUGUACAAAGUUCGGAAGAUAAGAGUGUAUAUAAACAAAAAUAAAUGUUGUUGAAAGUAAUAA
Spodoptera frugiperda (fall armyworm) is the source of this 2462-nucleotide messenger RNA. RefSeq lists its product as uncharacterized. NCBI's taxonomy places the organism in Eukaryota, Metazoa, Arthropoda, Insecta, Lepidoptera, Noctuidae. The record is from RefSeq and is a predicted model, not a curated record. The coding region runs from base 310 to 927 and encodes 205 amino acids. The transcript has 3 exons.